Molecule: messenger RNA, 3680 nt
Organism: Apis cerana (Asiatic honeybee)
Lineage: Eukaryota; Metazoa; Arthropoda; Insecta; Hymenoptera; Apidae
Gene: TBC1D16
Product: TBC1 domain family member 16
Biological process (GO): activation of GTPase activity
Cellular component (GO): early endosome
Molecular function (GO): GTPase activator activity
Source: RefSeq, a predicted model, not a curated record
AUGCCUCUGCCAAAUAUUCUCAAAAAGGCAAGCAGUUACAUUUUAGGCGAUUGUAAUCAAGAUAAUCGUCGUACUAUAUAUCAGGAUGGCGAGGCAUUAUUUUGCAAGAAUAAUGUUUGCGUUCAUCCGCCAACUUUAAUGAGACAAAAUUCUGAUGUCGUACAUCAUCCCGGAUACAUGGCCAUAACCUGUAGAUUUAAUAAAAACUCGAAUGUACCAACUUUGCAUCUCAGUUGGAUUCCAAAUAGUACACUUCGUAAACAUCCGACAACAUUAGAAAAUUUAAGCGUAAAAAAACUUGAUUGUAUUAGCCAUCGAGAUACUGAUAUAAGUUCUCAUCAUUCUCAAAUAUCAGAAGAAAGUUGUGAUCUAAAGUGUGAAUAUGAAAAUAUUGGUGAAAAAGUUGAUGUUUGUUUAGAAGUAAAAGAACCUGUCAAUUGUGGAGAUUGUGAACGAGUUUGUUCUGGUGGUUUUUCACGGAAUGCACAUUUCGAAAAUGAUGAUACAAAAAACAAUGAUAAUUUAUGCGAUCAUCAAGUUAUGCUUACAUCAGAAAUUAAAGAAAUUCCAAAUGUUAAUAUCAAUCGGCAAACAAAUUAUCAUAGAUCUGAUAAUUUAUCAACUACUAUACAUGAAGAAAAUGAUCAUAGUAUUAGUUUAAAUCAAUUACGUUCUGAAUCUCUGAGUUCAAAAUAUGACGAAAAUCCAUAUUGUAAAGAUCAAAAAGUUUUCGAAACGCAUGAAAGCGAUGGAAUAAGUAUUGAUGAAGAAUUGAAAUAUCCUUAUUAUGAUGAUGUAAGUCUCAAAAGUCGUAGUAUGUCAUUAACCUCUACAUGUAGCUUAUCUGUUGGCGUAUCUUCAGAAGCUGAAGAAAUUCCAUCAUGGAUGAGAUCACCUGAACUUUUGGCUUUACAACAUAACCUCACAUUUCCUGAAAGUGCAACCGCUUCACCAGUAACAUUACGUAGAGCACACAGAUGUAGAAGAUUUUCAGUGGAUCUCAGUGAAAUGAGAUCUUUAAGAUUAUUUUUUGCUGAUCCAGCUUGUACUUCUGGUCAAUUGGUUGUUGCAAGUAGAGAGAGCCAAUAUAAAAUUCUACAUUUUCAUCAUGGUGGAUUGGACCGAUUAGCAGCAACAUUACAUCAAUGGCAUCAAUUACUUUAUCCUCGAUUAGAUACUGAUGCUGAGGAAACACUUCCAUAUAGGCAUUUUAUGGUAUGUCGACCAGAGGUUAGUCGUGAUGAAUUACAUCCAGAAGAAGGUCAAGUACCAAUGAUUACAUCAUUAGCUUGGAAAGAUUUAUUAAAUGAAAGAGGUCAAGUUGAAGAUGAUCUUGCUCUUCGUAAAGGAAUAUUUUUUGGUGGAUUAGAACCUGCAUUAAGAAAAAUUGUGUGGCCCUUUCUUCUUCAUUGUUAUUCAUAUCAAAGUACUUACGAAGAUAGAGAACAAAUUGAUGCCAUUCGUAGACAAGAAUAUGAAGAGAUACAAAAACGUAGACUGAGCAUGAAUCCAGAACAAGCAGAGCAUUUUUGGCGAAAUGUAGUGUGUAUUGUAGAGAAAGAUGUAGUUCGUACUGACAGAGGAAAUCCUUAUUAUGCUGGAGAAGAUAAUCCAAAUAUUGAAAUAAUGAAAAAUAUUCUAUUAAAUUAUGCAGUUUAUAAUUCUCGAUUAGGAUACACUCAAGGUAUGUCUGAUUUAUUAGCUCCUUUAUUGGCUGAACUCAAUUCUGAAAUAGAAGCAUUUUGGUGUUUUGCUGGAUUAAUGCAAAGAUCUGUAGCAGUAUGUACUCCUACUGAUAUAGAUAUGGAUAGAAAUUUAUGUUAUUUAAGAGAACUAGUUAGAAUAAUGGUCCCAGACUUUUAUGCACAUCUUCAAAAACAUACGGAUGCUUUGGAACUCCUAUUUUGUCAUAGAUGGAUACUUCUAUGUUUAAAACGUGAAUUUCCUACUGAAGUAGCAUUAGUGAUGUGGGAAGCUUGUUGGGUAAAUUAUUUAACUGACCAUUUUCAUCUAUUUCUUUGUCUUGCCAUAAUGUGUGUUUAUGCUGAUGAUGUAAUAGCACAAGAUCUUAGAACGGAUGAGAUGUUAUUACAUUUUAGCUCUUUAGCUAUGUAUAUGGAUGGAAAUCUUAUAUUAAGAAAGGCGAGAGGUUUACUACAUCAUUUUCGUCGCCUUGAUCGUUUACCAUGCACAUUAGCAGGACUUUGCCGACAAUGUGGUCCAGGAAUGUGGGAUAGCACUCAUGAUCCUGUUAUAGAAUGUGUGGAUCAUAAUGAUGCACCUUGUCCAUAUUUAAGCAAUUAUGAAUAACGACCUAAAUUUAAUGAAAGUGAUAAAAGUAUACUAUUGUUAAAGCUUUCAAAUUAUUCUUAUGUUAAUUAAUUAAAUUAAAUACACUGUAACGAUUACAUGUAACACAAAUAAGUUACAUAAAUCACAGUUAAUUAAAUGUUUCAAGUAAAAACAGAUAUUAAUGAAAGUAAUAUUUGACUUACAUAUUGUUUGUACGAAAAAAUUCUUAAUCAAUUUAAUAUCAUAAACAAAAAAUUAUAUAUUAUUACAUUUUAUUUACAUAACUACGUAAUUUAUAAAAGCUUAUCCAAAAAUAUCUGACAGAUUAAGUUUAAUAAAUAAGAAAUGAAAGACAUAUCUUAAAAUUUGACAUUCAAUGAAGUUAAAUGUAAUUUGAAGAAGAUUUUAAUAACAACAUAUUAACUUCUAUAAAACAAAAGUAUUCCAAACUAAAUAAUUAAGUAAAACUUCAAUGAUUAUGACGAGUUUUAAUCGAAAACCUGUAGUACAAUUAAAGACUGAUGACCAAAGAAAAAUGGAGUAAUACAAGCAUUUUAGCUUUAAAAUCUCCAAAUAAACAAGCUUUUUCAUUACAUAAACAUUAUUGUUAUUUAUUUAUUGUUAAUUGGAAAUCCUGUUUUUUCGUUUCGUACAAAUUUUGCAAUCUGAAAAUAAAAAAUUAAUCUAAUAUCAACAAAAAAAUUAAAUGUAAUUUAAUGUAUUAUAUAAAUAUUUAUUGUAAGUCCAUUCAAAUUUCUUGGUCAAUUAAUGAUGCACGUGUUCACUUUGGGGUAUUCAUUAUUGUGAUAUUUUUAAUAUUUUUUCUACGAAACAAGUUUCAAUUUAUUAUGUAUAUAAUGUAUUAUGUUUUAUUAUAUUUUGAAUUCUUAUAUAUAACAUUUUUGGUAAUUUUAUUAUGGUAACAUUGAUUUAUAUAAAGAAGUGAUAUAAAUGUAUCUUGCUCAACAAUUUUUCUUUUUAUUCUGAUAACCCAAAGUGUUUUUAUGCUAGUCUACUUGCUCAUAAAAAUAUAUAAUUGAAGACAUAAUUCUUUCUAUAUUUCAAAUUUAAUCUUUUUGGUAUAAAAUAGAUGCAUCAUUGUAAUGAAUGUAUACAGAUUGUAUACAGUAUAUAUAAUUAUUUGUAUGAUAUCUUAUAACUUAAAUAAAUAAACUUUAAAAAUUAUUCAUAAUCAAUAGAAAAUUAUAAAGAUUUCAUACAAAUAAUAUAAUGCUUUUAUUGUGCCACCUUAUGUUGUUAGACUAUUAUAGAGAAAUCUAUUCGUGUUAAAAUUUGUUCUGCUAAGUUUAAUUGAAUAUAAUAUACAACUAUGAAUAAAUAGAAAUAUGUAUGUACAUAUAAAAAUAAAUCAAAGUAAGCUUAUGUAA